Kwoniella botswanensis is the source of this 2787-nucleotide messenger RNA. RefSeq lists its product as uncharacterized. Gene Ontology annotation, biological process: glycogen catabolic process. The transcript is spliced from 22 exons. Bases 1 to 2787 code for a protein of 928 amino acids. Gene Ontology annotation, molecular function: glycogen phosphorylase activity; pyridoxal phosphate binding. Lineage: Eukaryota; Fungi; Basidiomycota; Tremellomycetes; Tremellales; Cryptococcaceae. The record is from RefSeq and is a predicted model, not a curated record. Gene Ontology annotation, cellular component: cytoplasm.
AUGGUAUACACCGGUCCAGGCGAUGUCACCCUCGGCAGAUCCAGAUCAAGAUCCCACUCUUCUCAUGGAUCGAGAACCCCGAGUCUCCACCAACCUGGAUUAUCCAGACGAUCUUCCUUGUCUGCUGGUCAUCCUCAAGGUCUCAAACAGGUAGAUACUUCCAAGAUCGGUGUACCCAUCGUCACCCCAAGAAAAGAACGACCUGGCCAUGUACGAUCUCUCACCGGUUCAUAUUUCCCCGCUCAAAAGGGUGUGGUCACAAUGGAAGAUGAAUGGCCGAUCGGAGAUGAGAAAACAUGGAAGACAGCGUUGAAAGAUAUGGAAUUCGAUCAUGAAGAUGAACAGAAGGUAGCCAAUACCGUUGUUAGACAUGUUACGACCAGUUUGGCUAGACAGGCUUAUAACAUCGAUGCUAUCGCUGCAUACCAAGCUACUGCGUUGUCUGUCAGAGACAGACUUCUUGAACGAUGGAACGAGACCGCUCUCCACCACACCAAGAAAGCCCCUAAGCGAAUCUACUAUCUCUCCAUCGAAUGGCUCAUUGGAAGAUCACUCGAUAACGCCGUUCUCAACUUGGGUAUGAGAAACACUUACGAGAAUGCUACCCAAAAGCUCGGCUUUAACUUCGAGGAUCUGCUCAAUGAGGAGAGAGAUGCUGGUUUGGGUAACGGUGGUCUUGGUCGACUUGCUGCUUGCUAUAUUGAUAGUAUGGCCACUCUCAACAUUCCUGGUUGGGGUUACGGUUUGAGAUACAAUUAUGGUAUCUUCAAGCAACUGAUCUCGAGCACCGGAGAACAGCUCGAAGCUCCCGAUCCAUGGCUCGACCGAGAGAACCCUUGGGAGAUCGCUCGUCUCGAUGUCGCUUAUCCGAUCCGAUUCUACGGGCGAGUCGAAAACAUCCCUAACUCUGACAAAGCUGUCUGGUCGGGUGGCAUGGAAUGUCUUGCUGUAGCCUAUGAUACCCCCAUUCCCGGAUUCAAUACCAAAAAUUGCGCCAACAUCCGACUUUGGAGUGCCAAACCUGUCCAAGGUUUCGACCUGAACUCUUUCAACGCUGGUAACUACGAGGCUUCCGUUGCUGCCAGUAGUGAAGUAGAGAACAUUACUCGAGUCCUCUACCCCAACGACAAUAUGUACGCCGGUAAGAAACUCCGUAUCAUGCAACAAUACCUGUGGGUUUCUGGAUCUCUUCAAGACAUCCUCAGAAGGUUCACCAAGCUUGAUCUCCCUUGGACCGCUCUUCCUGAUUACGUUUGUAUCCAAAUGAACGAUACUCACCCUACUCUCGCUAUCCCCGAACUUAUGAGAAUCUUGAUCGAUGAGGAAGAGUUAUCUUACGAGACCGCUUGGAAGAUCACCACCAAGGUGUUCGCCUAUACUAAUCACACUGUCCUUCCUGAGGCACUUGAAAGAUGGCAACUCGACCUAUUCGAGACUUUGUUACCUAGACACUUGCAAAUCAUUUACAGAAUCAACUACGAUUUCAUGCAAGCUGUUGCCAAACGAUGGCCUGGCGAUAUGGACCGAAUGAGGAGAAUGAGUAUCAUUGAAGAGGGAACACCCAAAUACGUCCGAAUGGCCUACCUUGCCAUUGUCGGAUCCUUCAAAGUCAACGGUGUUGCUGAGCUCCACAGUCAGCUCUUGCAAGCUACUAUCUUCAGAGACUUUGUUGAGUUCAAGGGCAGAGACUUCUUCACUAACGUUACCAAUGGUAUCACUCCUCGAAGAUGGCUACUUCAAUGUAACCCUCAACUUGCCGCACUCAUUACCCACACUCUGGGUAACGAUCACUGGCUUACCCACCUCAAGACUCUUAAGCAGCUCUUACCCAUGUCCGAAAACGAGGAAUUUAGAAAGGCUUUCACCAGCAUCAAGAUGGAGAACAAGCAAAGACUGGCUGAUCUUGUCGAAGCUGAACUUGGUAUCACCUUGGAUAUUGAGAGUAUCUUCAUGACUCAGAUUAAGCGACUUCACGAGUACAAGAGACAAACCUUGAACCUCUUCGCGGUCAUUUACCGAUACCUACGAAUCAAGAAAGCUUCUCCCGAAGAGCGAAAGAAAAUCACCAAACACACUGCUAUCUUCGCUGGAAAAGCUGCGCCUGGUUACUAUGUCGCUAAACUUGUUAUCAGACUUAUCAACAACGUCGCCAGAGUCGUCAAUAGCGAUCCCGAUGUUGGUGAUCUUCUCAAAGUCGUCUUCAUCCCAGACUACAGUGUAUCCAUCGCAGAAGUCCUUGUUCCAGCUUCGGACGUUUCCGUACAAAUCUCCACUGCUGGUACUGAAGCUUCCGGUACUUCCAACAUGAAGUUGGCUCUUAACGGUGCUCUCUUGCUUGGUACAGUUGACGGUGCUAAUGUCGAAAUUGCUGAAGAUGCAGGAGAAGAUCAAUCCUUCCUUUUCGGUCAUCUCACCGAACAAGUCGAAGGUGUUAGAUUCACAAACUCUUACCAACCUACACCCUUGGAACAACGAUCUUCGGAAUUGGCUGAAGUCUUCAAGGCUAUCGAGAGUGGUACGUUCGGUGAAGGUAACACCUAUGAACCUCUAUUGAAGACUGUCUACGAGCAUGAUUACUACCUUGUAUCUAACGAUUUCGGCUCGUAUCUCGCUGCCGAGAAACUCAUGGACGAAUGUUACGCCAAUAACAGGACUGAAUGGACCAAAAAAUCUAUCUUGACUGCGUUCAACAUGGGUGAUUUCUCCUCUGAUCGAUCCGUACAAGAUUACGCCGAUGGUAUUUGGAGUGUCGAACCUUGUGAAGUACCUAAUGGUGAUAACCUUUAG